This is a messenger RNA of Acanthamoeba castellanii str. Neff, 798 nucleotides long. RefSeq lists its product as uncharacterized. The transcript is spliced from 4 exons. Lineage: Eukaryota; Discosea; Longamoebia; Acanthamoebidae. The record is from RefSeq and is a predicted model, not a curated record. Bases 1 to 798 code for a protein of 265 amino acids.
AUGAAGCCAACGUUCCACGCGCAUCUGAAUGUGAGCGACCUUAUACUCGGCGUGGCGGCCAUGUCGCGCUGCGACCACGGCUGCUCGCACCAGUGCCACCACCGCGCCCGCCACCGCCCCGCUCGCCACUGCGCUCCGCCCCCCUGCGCCGUGGUCCACGUGGCCGCCCCGCCGCCCGCGCCGAUGACGACGACGGGUGCCUACAUCCGCAUCGUGCGGGCCAGCUACGGGGCCGGCGGGCACUGGCUCGACGUCACGGACGUACUCCAGCGGCUGGUUAUGGGUCAGGGCGGCCUCUCGCUCAACGCCUUCGGCAGCCGACGCAGCAUGAACGCCCUCUUUGGUGAUCCCAUCUACGGCAAGGCCAAGAGGCUCGAGUUCACCUACGAGGUCGUCGGUCAGCCCAAGUCCCUCACACUGUCCGAGGACCGCAAGCUCAGCUUGACGAUGGCCGACAUGUACCACCAGAGCGUGGGCGCGCACGUCGCGGUGCCGCAGGAGGCGGCCCACUUCAGCCUCGUGCUCCUGCAGAGCUCCUACGGCAUCGGCGAGUGCCGCUACGACGUGGCCUCGGUGCUCGGCAACAUGGCGGCCCAGCAGGGCGGGAGGGGCGUGACCGCCUUCGGCUACUUCUUCUCGCCCAAUGGCUGCAUGAACAAGGCCUUCGGCGACCCCGCGCCAGGGAUGGAUAAGGACUUGCGCGUAUCGUACAUCUGGCGCACGCCCGUCAUGAGCUGCUCGGCGGCCGAGGACCAGCAGGUGCACCUCUCCUACGCGGCCCUGAGCCCGUGCCUUUGA